ACUUAUAACAAUCGUUCAUGACCGACUUGUAUAUCUUAUUUUUUUUUAUCUAAUUUAAUUUAAUUAAUCUCUUGUUUAUUUGUGUAGCGCGUACUCGCGUACGCCCGCCGCGCUGCUGUUGUGUGUUAUGAAAUGUGUACGCUUUAGUUAGAAGCUCGUUGGGAAAUGGUGAAUGCAACCCGGUCAAGGCUGCGCGUUGGCCGAUGACCUUUAAUGCGAUAUUGUUUCAGAUGCAAUUUUCAUUCAGAUUUGAUGGCGCCGAUACGAUUAUUGAAAAUUAUUAAUUUUCUGAAUACUCCGUUACUCGAUACCGUCCGCUCCUCGCCCGCUCUACGCCAUUGACUUGAGAACUGGUAGUAAAGGAUUCGCCGGAAUUAUCGGUUCGAAGAGCGUCAGAAAUAGAUGAUUCCACUGAAAAAACGUUGCUGGUCAAUCCUAUUUGUCCUGUCAGAAUUAUGCUGGAGUAUAUACGAAAGAAAUGCAGGCUUGGUAUAUUCACACAGUUUGAUUUAUGUGACGAAUCUGGAGCAUUAAAAGGAUUAUUUAAUAUGCCGACCUAUGCAUAUGCAACUGACCAGUUUGAGCAUAAAAAGACAUAUUACCUCAUUGUAUUGAAAAUGGAAUUCGACAAAAAGAUAUCGGUUCUACCGCAGUUAAACCGUGAGAAUGCGCGCUACGAAGACUUAAAGAAUAAAGUGACGAGUUUCAGGUCGGGUGAGAGUCCUAACAGAUCUCCUCCACCAGCGCCAACCCCUUCGGGGAAGACCACACCAAUGUUAAAAGUUGGAGCCAGGAAGAAAUAACCAAUUCUUUCAUGUUUUCCACGAAUAUAACUGAAACAAAUAUUAAACAACUUCCAAAAACCCCAAGGCGGCUUUUAUAAGUUAUCAGCCACUUAAUCCAUUAUGUAGAUAUUAAGAUUCAAUCUAAAGAAUCUUUUAAAGGACACUGUCAUUUGUUUAA
Pieris rapae (cabbage white) is the source of this 963-nucleotide messenger RNA. RefSeq lists its product as uncharacterized. The transcript is spliced from 4 exons. NCBI's taxonomy places the organism in Eukaryota, Metazoa, Arthropoda, Insecta, Lepidoptera, Pieridae. The record is from RefSeq and is a predicted model, not a curated record. The coding region runs from base 456 to 803 and encodes 115 amino acids.